Molecule: messenger RNA, 1965 nt
Organism: Paramacrobiotus metropolitanus
Lineage: Eukaryota; Metazoa; Tardigrada; Eutardigrada; Parachela; Macrobiotidae
Product: pre-mRNA-splicing factor SLU7-like
Exons: 2
Coding region: 97-1836 (579 amino acids)
Biological process (GO): mRNA splicing, via spliceosome
Cellular component (GO): spliceosomal complex
Molecular function (GO): pre-mRNA 3'-splice site binding
Source: RefSeq, a predicted model, not a curated record
ACCAAAAGUUAAAACUGAGAAGUGUUGCGAAUUAAUUUUGCGUGUUUAAUUUCAUUUGGUGAUUGUUUUUAUUUUCGUUAGUUCGUUUUACGCGAAAUGGCUCAGCCAAGCCUACCCGUAUCUGCGGUAAUUCGAUCAAAGCAGGACGGUGGAGAACUGAAGAAGGCCAGCAGAGAUGACUACCGAAAAGCCAAGGAACUAGAAGAAGCACGCAAAGCUGGCACGGUUCCUGCUGAACAGGACGAAGAAGGACGCGAUAUUAAUCCCCACAUUCCUCAUUAUAUCGCAUCUUCCCCUUGGUAUCUGGGAUCCGUCGGGCCCACACUCAAGCAUCAGCGUAUUCCGGACGAAAAGGUGAAAGUUGCUGCCCCCAUAACGGAAUGGUACAAGAAAGGUGUGACGGGCAACACUGCCACCAAAUUCAGAAAAGGCGCUUGCGAGAAUUGUGGUGCGAUGACACAUCAGAAGAAGGACUGCUUGGAACGGCCGAGAAAAAUUGGAGCAAAAUAUACUGGGACGGAUAUCGCCCCUGAUGAGCAUGUCAAUACUGCAAUUGGACUGGAUUUUGAAGGCAAACGCGAUCGGUGGAACGGCUACGAUCCCAACGAGUACAAAGCCGUGGUAGAAGAAUAUUCUAAAUUAGAACAAGUCAAACGCUUGUUGAAAGCGGACAAAGUGCAGCAGGCGGACAACGCAGAGUUCCGCGAACGAACCGCCGAAGAAGAUGCAGAAGUAGCGGAAGUUAAACCGGACGGAGAUCAGGUAGAGGAUGAAGACAAGUAUGCGGACGACAUGGAAAUGCCUGGCACAAAAGUGGAUUCAAAACAGCGCAUCACCGUCCGCAACCUGCGUAUCCGUGAAGACACGGCCAAAUACCUCCUGAAUUUGGACCCCAAUUCAGCAUACUACGAUCCCAAGACCCGCAGCAUGCGAGAAAAUCCGCUAGCCGAUCAGCCAGUCAAAGCUAGCAAUGUCACAUUUGCUGGCGAGAAUGUUGUACGAUAUUCCGGCGAAACGAAUAAAGUGGCACAAUCCCAGUUAUUUGCAUGGGAAGCUUCGGAGAAGGGCAUUAGUCUCAACCUCCAGGCCGAUCCCACGAAGGCGGAACUGCUGGGAAAGCAGUACGAAGAAAAACGGAAUGAGUUUAAAAAGACCAUUGAGCGUAGUGUACUGGAUAAGUACGGCGGCGCGGAGCAUUUGGAAGCGCCACCGAAAGAAAUGCUCUUGGCCCAGACCGAGACGUUUGUGCAGUAUUCGCGACGGGGCGAGGUUCUUAAGGGUAUGGAUACCGUUGUCGUACGGUCGCGCUACGAAGAGGAUGUUUAUAACAAUAACCAUACGUCGGUCUGGGGAUCAUACUGGGAGAACGGGAAUUGGGGAUACAAAUGUUGUCAUAGUUUCGUCAAGAUGUCAUACUGUACGGGAAUGGCAGGAAUAUUGGCUAAAAAAGAUAAAGAGUCUGGGGAUACUCCGCUAGCUGUACCGGAAGUCCUGAGUAAUCCUGUGGGUACGGAAGAACAACAGCGGAAAAGAAAACUUAGCACUUCCAGUUCCUCCUCUUCGUCAUCGUCGUCUUCCUCCUCAUCUUCUUCGUCGGAAGAAAGUUCUUCCAGUGAGGAUGAGGAAAACACUCGCAAAAAGAAGAUUAAAGCCGCCAUGAAAGCUCAAGAAGAGGAAGAAAAGGAGGCCAAACGAUUGAUGGCAAUGGAUGAACGGAAACGACCGUACAAUAGCAUGUACACUGUUAAAAAGCUGACGGAUGAAGAGAUUGAAGCCUAUAAAAUGCGAGAAAUCCGGGCGGAUGAUCCAAUGGCUAGUUUUGUUAAGAAAAACUGAUGCAUCUGAAACAAGCACUUUAUGCAUACUGAAAUCUUAUCUUAUGUACAUUAUCUUAUGUACAUGUACAUCUUAUCUUAUGUACGUACUGAAAUCUUAUGUACAUUGUGCAGUAAUAAUUUUUAUGUG